AGUACUCACAUUAUGACUGCCGCUACCUCAGCCGGUGUCUGUGAAUGUUGCUUGGAUAUAAAACUAAGCGGAUUUGAGAUUAUGACCAACAACUAGCCCACAAACACACCAUAGUGUUCUGGUUUGGACUGGGGAGGUAGCAGUGCUGGUGUUGGUUUGGGACGAGUGGUUUAUAAUGACAAUGUUACGGUUCUGUCACAGAGGCUAAUCAUUUACGGCAACGUGAAGAAACACACCAGCUAAACUACUGCUUUUAUAUACAAGACACCAUGAACUACGUGGGGCAACUGGCAGGCCAGGUGCUUGUGACGGUAAAAGAGUUGUAUAAGGGCAUUAACCAGGCUACUCUGUCAGGCUGCAUCGAUGUGGUGGUGGUACGGCAGAAGGACGGCACCUACCAGUGUUCCCCUUUCCAUGUGCGCUUUGGCAAGCUUGGAGUGUUGCGCUCUAAGGAAAAAGUGAUUGACAUAGAAAUAAAUGGGGAGCCAGUGGACCUACACAUGAAGCUGGGAGACAAUGGAGAAGCUUUCUUUGUGCAGGAAACGGAGGUGGAGAAUGAGGUGGUCCCAGCUCACCUGGCCACUUCGCCAAUCCCCACUGAGAGUCACAUGUUCUGGCUUGGGGGUGACUGCGAACCGACUCAAGACUUUGACAAAGACACUCUGGAUCUUGAGGAGCCUCCCGAACCACCUCUAGCCAGCACCAGCACAGCCAAAAAGAAAAAGAGACGCAGAAAAAAGCAUAAAGGGGACCCUCGACGUGAGGAGCUGACUCCACCUGCCUCCACUGGCACCUCCACCAACACCUCUGCCAACACAGAGGAGAUUUUUGAGAUGGACCUGAGUUCUGAUGAAGAAGCUGCUUCCAGUACACGAUCCUCUUCAAUUAGCACAACAAAAGAACUUGAAGCCAGAGUACCAGCAAUUCGUCAUUCUCCAGAGACCUACCCUUUUUCUGAUGGAGACUGGUUACCUUCAGAGAGUCACGCCAUAUCAGAGGCCUUUUCUCCAAAAAGCGACUCUGAACUAGUGAUCAGACCCUCAGACAGCAUGCUCAAAAUGGAGUCUCACAUGCAGUGGACAUGGGGAGAGUUUCCAGAACCCACCCGGAUAACCAAGAAGGAGAAGACUGAGCUGCCGAAGACUGUGACCAUAACUCCAUCAGAGACCACUCACUUCAGGGUGAUUCUUAGCUCUGAGGCCAUGGAGCCGGAAGCUGAGGAGAAAUCCGGCCUGGAACCAGAACCUGUAUGCAAAAUUGUAAAGCCUGAGCCUCGCACCCCAGUCACACCUAUCUCUCCCAUAACUCCGUCUGACUGUAUGACCACGUCCACCCCAACAGAGCCCCACACUGCUGUCCCUAACCCACAAGGUGGAGUCAUUGGGGACGUCUGCCCCAAGACAGACUCCCCAUCUAAAAAGAAAGGAGUGCCAAAGAGGAGUCAGCACCAGGGUCCAGAGGACAUCUACCUAGAUGACCUGAAUGUGCUUGAGCCUGAUGUGGCAGCACGCUACUUUCCUAAGAGUGACUCAGACGCCAAGCACUGGAUGGAUUCAGGAAUGCAUUCAGGUUCUCAAUCCCCCCAGUCGGUGGGCAGUGCAGCAGCUGACAGUGGAACAGAAUGCCUGUCUGACUCUGCAUCAGACCUGCCUGACGUCACACUCUCUUUGUGUGGAGGGCUAAAUGAGAAUGCAGAAAUAUCUAAAGAAAAGUUUAUGGAACACAUCAUCACCUACAAUGAAUUUGCUGAGAAUCCAGCCUUAAUAGACAAUCCUAAUUUAGUUGUGAAAAUAGGAAACAGGUACUACAAUUGGACAUUGGCUGCUCCGUUAAUUUUGAGCUUACAGGCUUUCCAGAAGAAUUUACCUAAAACUACAGAGGAGGCCUGGGUUAAAGAAAAGAUGCCAAAAAAGUCUGGCCGUUGGUGGUUUUGGCGAAAAAGGGCAGACAGCACUAUCAAACAGUCGGAGAGCACUGAAAAACUGGAGAUGAAGGAGGCACAACUGAAAGAGAGAGGAGCUUCUCUGGAAAGCCACACCUGCAAAGUGGAGUCCAGAGAGUCAUCUAGUGAUGAGGAGGGCAAGGAAGUGAGUGCGGCCGCUGCCUCUCUGGAGCGUUCAGCUCAGUCUGAGCCGCAGCCCCCAACACAGCCCAGCACGCACUCCUACCGCAAGUCACUCCGUCUCUCUUCUGACCAGAUUGCCAAACUAAAGCUGAAGGAUGGUCCUAAUGAUGUUACCUUCAGCAUAACCACCCAGUAUCAGGGCACAUGCCGCUGUGAAGGCACUAUCUACCUGUGGGACUGGGACGACAAAGUCAUCAUCUCGGACAUCGACGGCACAAUCACAAAAUCAGACGUGUUUGGACAAAUCCUGCCUCAACUGGGGAAGGACUGGACUCAUCAAGGCAUCGCCAAGCUGUACCACUCUGUGGCUGAGAAUGGCUAUAAGUUCCUGUACUGUUCGGCGAGGGCUAUUGGCAUGGCCAAUAUGACUCGCGGCUAUCUGCAGUGGGUGAACGAUGGUGGUACAAUUCUGCCCCGUGGGCCCCUCAUGCUUUCUCCAAGCAGCCUCUUCUCUGCCUUUCACAGAGAAGUGAUUGAAAAGAAGCCAGAGAUUUUUAAGAUUGAAUGUCUUACUGACAUCAAGAACCUGUUCCAUUCCAACAAAAAUCCCUUCUAUGCUGCAUUUGGAAACAGGACAAACGAUGUGUUUGCCUAUAAAGAGGUUGGCGUGCCUGUCUGCAGGAUCUUCACGGUAAACCCUAAAGGAGAACUAAUUCAGGAGCAAACCAAAGGCAACAAGACAUCGUACAGCCGGUUGAGUGAACUGGUGGAGCAUGUGUUUCCCUUGCUGAAUAAAGAACAGAGUUCAGCGUUCAGCUUUCCCGAGUUCAGCACCUUUUGUUUUUGGAGACAACCCAUCCCUAAGAUCAGUCCUGAAGACUUGCUCUUGUAGGCCAGCCUUAACCUGUUUCAAAAAAAAAAAAAAAAAAGGAACUGUUUCUUUCUGUACAAACUCAAAUUUUUGGUAAAAUAAUUUACCAGAUUAAGUGAAUUAACGUUCUUUGAAGGUAAAGCAUUGCAAGAAAGUUCUCACACCCAUAGCUGCAACUUGAUACCAUUUUUUCAUCAAUAUCUGAGCCAUGCUGUGUACCAUUUGGAAUAAUUGUAUGGGAUAUCUGUUCUAAUAUGAACAGUACAGUACAGUAGUUAAGCUGUUGAAGCAGAUCUAAAGGUCACAUUGAACCUCUGGGUGGGCUGCACACAUCAGGGGGAUAAUUAGCCUGUCUGAGUGCUAAUUUGCUUCUCUGGUUUGUAAUAGAUGUUCUUUCUAAUUUAUAUGAUGAAUGCUUUUCUUAAAAGCAUCUAACCUGGCCCCAUUAAUUAUGCGGACAUACCCGUGUUAAUUACUUUCAUACCAUUAGUUGUGGUCUGUUUAAUUUUUUGGCAGGCCAGUCCUUACACCGUGUAGGUCUUUAUCAAUACUGUGGUGGUCCAGCGUAGGCCAGUGUUUAGUCUUGAGGCCUAUGUGGUCACCGGCCACACUAUGGGUGCAGUAAUACAGCAUGUUUAGUAGAGAACAGAAAAUGAAGCGUGUGAGGAAACAUAGGAUUACAAAAGAAAUUAAUAAUAGUAUUUAUUUAAUGCUAAUAUAUUUAUCUGUUUAUAAUAAUGAACUAUUAUGGCAUAAGAAUGAAUAAUAUUACUGCCUCUAAAACGUGGUGAAUGAAGUCCUGGCUGCCUGUGUAAUGCUAAAAAAUGAGGCAUGAUCAGAAAUACCUGACUUGUCUUUUGGUGCUGCUAUUGAAGUAAGUGCUAAUCAGCUGCGUUGCUGAAUAUGCUGUUUUUUUUUUUUUAUCCCUGCACAGCUUCGGCCUGAUGAUACACUCAGGCUUUCAGCUCCAGCGUUUAGGCCCACCACAUUAAGGAAAGCUUGCAUCUGUUUUCCAGGUGUUUUCCACUCAUUAAGAAUUUCUUUGUCAUGCUGCUUUUGCAAUGCCUUACCGAUCGCACUUUCAGCAGCAAGCCAAAAGAACACCGGGGAUCCUCUUGCACUUGACGAAAGGACUGCAUCAUCAUUGGAAGCUAUUCAGCGGUCCUCAGUUCUUAUUUUCAUGAUAGUAAUAAGAGAUAAUGUGCACAUUUUACUGUUGAUUUGGUAUAGCUGGUAAAUUAGACCUUUUUUGAUAGGCUGAAAGUAUAUUAGUCACAUUAACCAGUAAAUACAUUUAUUGCGUAUGUUUAGUAAAGUUCUAGUAAGGGUAUUAUAGUCUUGACAGGCAGGCUAAAAAAAUGUGUUGAUAGUGUGCUGGUAAAGACCGUCUGUAGUUAUAGAGGUAUUUUGUAACAGUAAUACCAUCAAAGCAUGUACAAAUUGUAAUGUGUUUUUUUAGUAGAAUGCAGCUAAUUUCCAAUAGGAAUCAGCCUUUUUUAUUAGACAUCUGCUAAUUGAGGUGUCUGUUGUCAAUAGAAUAUUAAGACAAGCCGGUCUUUGCCUGACUAACUGCGUAUCGUGUUUGUUUCUAGGUUCUCUUCUAAGUUGUUUUAGGUUCACUGUACGUUGAAGAGGCUUGCACACACUCCGCACAAAAAACGAGUACUUUAUUUCCAGAAGAACAUGUACAGGUUUAACAUUUUUUGGAGGAAAUACAAUAGGCGUGGUUUGGCUGUUUGAUUAGUUAGAGCACAUUUUGUCUUUAUGAUGUGUAGUGAGUAAUCUGUCUGUUAAUGAUUAACAAAGUGAUUCCAUUCUUUCUAUGAAAGUAAAACUUCUUGUGUGGGAUGGACACACUCAUUUAGGAGGGUUGUUAAAAGAUUAAAAAAAGACCUUUAUAAUUACUGUUCAUUACUCUUGAUUUGGUGUUUAUUUUAUAUGUUUUUAUUUGCUGAUGCUGAAGUUUGUUUUGGUGUUUAUGUAAAGAUUGAAGUUACCGUGUAAGACCAUAUAAAUACCUUUUAACAUAUACUUACUGUAUGAAUUUAUGGAGACUGUUUUGGAAAAUGUUUAUAAAACCAAAAAACUAUUAAAAUGCAUUUAUUACAAA
Molecule: messenger RNA, 5046 nt
Organism: Trichomycterus rosablanca
Lineage: Eukaryota; Metazoa; Chordata; Actinopteri; Siluriformes; Trichomycteridae
Gene: lpin2
Product: lipin 2
Exons: 19
Coding region: 270-2957 (895 amino acids)
Biological process (GO): cellular response to insulin stimulus; triglyceride biosynthetic process; positive regulation of transcription by RNA polymerase II
Cellular component (GO): endoplasmic reticulum membrane; cytosol; nucleus
Molecular function (GO): phosphatidate phosphatase activity; transcription coactivator activity
Source: RefSeq, a predicted model, not a curated record